UAGGCAAUCUCGUAGCCUAAACAAUUUGUAGGGUUCUGGACUCAAUUAUGGGCAUGCGUAAUGCCACUUGGUUCGAAACCUGUUUUCGAAUUCAUCGUCCAUGUUUUUCGCAAGUUUCUAAGAACGAUUUGGUAUUGAAUCGACGUCUAUGAUUUUGAGGCGAGGCUUGAUGCCACAUGCAUUAUGUUUUAGCCUGUGCCAUACCCUAUUUUGGACAUGAAAAUUCUCCUUGACAUAUUUGGGUAGGUGGAUAAAACAAAUCGGGACAAUGGAGACGUUUACCAUCCAUGAUAUGCUCAUUAACACCACCGAUAUUUAUAAAAUAUUGUGUGGACUUGGACUUAGGAACCUCUCCGAAUGUGAUCCGGAGCCUCCCCCGGAACCUAAAGACAUCAACCAGGCGGUGCGCAUCGUGCUCUACAGCAUCAUCUUCCUCAUCAGCGUCUUCGGCAACAGCCUGAUCAUCGCCGUGCUGGUGCGGAACCGCCGCAUGCGCACCGUCACCAACCUCUUCCUGCUGUCCCUGGCGGCCAGCGACCUGAUGCUCUGCCUCUUCUGCAUGCCCUUCACCCUGAUCCCCAACCUCAUGAGAGACUUUGUCUUCGGCAGUGUCAUCUGCAAGGGAGCCAUGUACUUCAUGGGCAUCUCUGUGAGCGUGUCGACGUUCAACCUGGUGGCGAUCUCGCUGGAGCGCUACAGUGCCAUCUGCAACCCGCUGACGUCGCGCGCCUGGCAGACCAAGUCGCACGCGGCCAAGGUGAUCAGCGCCACCUGGGUGCUGUCGCUGCUGCUCAUGCUGCCCUACCCCAUCUCCAGCACGCUGGUGCCCUUCACGCGCAUGGACAACAGCACCGGCAACAUGUGCCGACUCAUGUGGCACAGCGACGCCGUACAGCAGUCAUGGUAUGUGUUCCUGCUGCUGAUCCUCUUCCUGGUGCCGGGGAUCGUGAUGACGGGGGCGUACGGCCUCAUCUCGCUGGAGCUCUACCGGGGAAUCAGGUUUGACAUGGCCAGCCGCAAGGAAAACAGAGACAGGCAGAGCAGCACCGGCAGCCUGAAGUCCGGCGACAGCGACGGCUGCUACUUCCAGUCCUCCAAGAAGUCCCGCUCGGACUCCACCACCUCCCACGCCACUUCCCACGCAAACUCCCACACCACCUCCAACGCCACCCAGCAGCAGUCUGCAGCCCUGAUCACCUCUGUCAGCAGCAGCAGUAGCACCACCACCACCACCACCACCACAGGAGCACGUGGAGGAGGAGAUGGUGGAGCAAGAGGAUUUGGUGGUGAUGGUCAUGUUGGAGGUUAUGGAGGAGGAGGAGGUAGAACAAGAAGGGAAAGCAGCACUGGAGGUGGUGGUGGCUACUCAGGAGGAGGAGGAGGAGUAGGAGGAGGCGCAAGAGGAUUCAGUGGAGGUGGAGGUCCUACUGUAGGAGGGGGAGCGAACACCACCACCUCCUCCUCCACAACCAGGGCCAAGGUGAGCCGCGUGGUGAGCAGCAACCCCACGGCGAGCCUGCUGGCCAAGAAGCGCGUGAUCCGCAUGCUGCUGGUGAUCGUGGCGCUCUUCUUCCUGUGCUGGAUGCCCGUCUUCAGCGUCAACGCCUGGCGCGCCUUCCACCGCCGCUCGGCCGACCGCCUGCUCUCCGGCGCCCCCAUCUCCUUCAUCCACCUGCUGUCCUACACCUCCGCCUGCGUCAACCCCGUCAUCUACUGCUUCAUGAACAAGCGCUUCCGCCAGGGCUUCCUCGACACCUUCAGCGGCUGUUGUGGAGGCGGGGGCGGGAGAGGUGGAGGAGGAGGCGGGAGGGCUGGCGGAGGAGGUGGUGGAGGUGGAGGUGGAGGUGGAGGUGGAGGUGGGGCGGAGAAUAAUGGCCAUGUGCAGCAGAGAGGGUCGCUAACGCGAUUUAGCUACAGUAGCAUUCGCGGAUCUGCGCAGGCUUGAGAUUUCGGUAUAGUGGGUGAACAGAGGAGAUAUUAGAGCAACA
Messenger RNA from Engraulis encrasicolus (European anchovy), 1988 nucleotides. It is a transcript of the gene cckar, whose product is annotated as cholecystokinin A receptor. Gene Ontology annotation, biological process: neuropeptide signaling pathway. Gene Ontology annotation, molecular function: gastrin receptor activity; neuropeptide receptor activity. The transcript has 8 exons. Gene Ontology annotation, cellular component: plasma membrane. Lineage: Eukaryota; Metazoa; Chordata; Actinopteri; Clupeiformes; Engraulidae. The record is from RefSeq and is a predicted model, not a curated record. The coding region runs from base 269 to 1945 and encodes 558 amino acids.